Xylaria bambusicola is the source of this 357-nucleotide messenger RNA. RefSeq lists its product as uncharacterized. The transcript has a single exon. NCBI's taxonomy places the organism in Eukaryota, Fungi, Ascomycota, Sordariomycetes, Xylariales, Xylariaceae. The coding region runs from base 1 to 357 and encodes 118 amino acids. The record is from RefSeq and is a predicted model, not a curated record.
AUGAAGUACCCGUUACUAGUAGUCACUACUGUUGCCUCGAUUCUGGCUCUUGUUUGUUUCGUGGGUGACAUGUUUGGGCUGUUCGAUGACUGGAGGGAUUGGCUCGACCCUUUGCUUCAAGGGGAGGACGAGGAGGACGAGAAAUCCGAACGUAUAGAGCAAAUGGAGGUCGAGAUAAGAGGCAUGAGAAGACUCAUUAUUCUGCUCACGGGGGAGAUACCUACUAGGUCAUCCUCCCCGAACGAACUCCCGGCGGACGUACAGUCAGCAUCGUUGGAUGAAGAUCUUGACGAGGACCAAACGUUUCGCGGAAUUUCAAGACCCAAUUGGCAGAAAGCCAGCCGACGGAGACCGUGA